AUGCCUUUCCAGACUAGGAAGUAUGAGGACGAAGUCCUUUGCGACGUCGUUCCCGUGCAAGCUUCUCAUAUUUUGUUGGGACGGCUAUGGCAAUAUGACAAGAAGACCACUCAUGAUGGCUUUACCAACAAGUACUCCUUCUUGCACCACAACAAGAAGAUGACACUUGUUCCUCUCACACCUCAGCAGGUGCAUGAAGAUCAACUGCGGUUGCAACAGGAGCAUGAACGAGAGGUGGCUAAAAAGUCACCCGAUUCUAAGGCAAUCAUUAAAGCAUCGGCCGAGAGGACAUCCAACCCUAGUACAUCUAGUCGAUUGGACAAAUGCCCUAGCUUGCUUGCAAAGAACAGGGAAGUUCGCAAAUUACUUUUAUCCAGGCAAGUUGUUUAUGUCUUAUAUUGUAAAGAAGUGAUUUUACUCUCUCGUGAGGCACUCGAUGCCUUACCUCCUGAAAUCUCUUCUUUGUUACAGGAAUUUGAGGACGUUUUUCCAGAUGAGAUCCCAAGCGGCUUACCACCACUCCGAGGGAUUGAGCACCAGAUCGACUUCAUCCCUAGAACAUUCUUGCCAAACAGACCGGCCUACAAGAUGGGCCCUGAGGAGACUAAAGAAAUCCAACGGCAAGUUGAUGAGCUAUUAGAGAGAGGUUGGGCUCGAGAGAGCAUGAGCCCAUGUGCAGUUUCGGUCAUUCUCGUCCCAAAGAAAGAGGGCACUUGGAGGAUGUGUGUAGACUGUCGCGCCGUCAACGCUAUCACAGUUUAG
Messenger RNA from Coffea eugenioides, 762 nucleotides. RefSeq lists its product as uncharacterized. The transcript has a single exon. NCBI's taxonomy places the organism in Eukaryota, Viridiplantae, Streptophyta, Magnoliopsida, Gentianales, Rubiaceae. The record is from RefSeq and is a predicted model, not a curated record. Bases 1 to 762 code for a protein of 253 amino acids.